CGGCGAGGGUAUAAAUAGGCGCCACCCGGAGUUUGCGCUUCCUUUCAGUGAGGCGGUGUCAGUGGCGGCGGCGGCGGGUGGAGAAAAUGUCGUGUGGCUCUGCGGAUUACAGCUCUAAAGAACAUGGCCCAGAUGGAAUGGACCCAGAUGGUGUUAUUGAAAGUAACUGGAAUGAAAUUGUUGAUAACUUUGAUGACAUGAACCUGAAGGAGACCCUUCUUAGAGGAAUUUACGCAUAUGGAUUUGAAAAACCUUCUGCCAUUCAGCAGAGGGCAAUUAUGCCAUGUAUUAAAGGUUUUGAUGUCAUUGCCCAAGCCCAGUCUGGAACUGGCAAAACAGCCACAUUUGCAAUCUCAAUCCUGCAACAGCUAGAGCUGGAUAUGAAAGAAUCACAGGCCUUGGUGCUGGCUCCUACCAGAGAACUGGCACAGCAGAUCCAGAAGGUAAUCCUGGCCCUUGGGGAUUACAUGGGUGCCACUUGCCAUGCCUGCAUUGGUGGCACCAAUGUACGAAGUGAGAUGCAGAAGCUGAACGCAGAAGCUCCCAACAUUGUUGUAGGAACUCCAGGGAGAGUGUUCGACAUGUUGAACAGGGGAUAUAUAUCUUCUAGGUGGAUCAAGAUGUUUGUUUUAGAUGAAGCUGAUGAAAUGUUGAGUCGUGGAUUCAAAGAUCAAAUCUAUGAGAUUUUUCAGAAGCUGAGCACAAACAUUCAGGUGGUUUUGUUAUCUGCUACCAUGCCCAGCGAUGUCUUGGAGGUCACCAAAAAGUUUAUGCGUGAUCCAAUCCGUAUCCUUGUGAAAAAAGAGGAGCUCACCCUUGAGGGUAUCAAGCAAUUUUACAUCAAUGUGGAGAGAGAGGAAUGGAAGUUGGACACGCUGUGUGACCUAUACGAAACUCUAACAAUAACACAAGCUGUGAUUUUCCUUAACACGAGGAGGAAGGUUGAUUGGCUAACUGAGAAAAUGCACGCAAGAGACUUCACUGUCUCUGCAUUGCAUGGCGAUAUGGACCAGAAAGAACGUGACGUGAUUAUGAGGGAAUUCCGCUCAGGAUCUAGCCGUGUACUUAUCACUACUGACUUGCUGGCUCGUGGCAUUGAUGUGCAGCAGGUGUCUCUAGUUAUUAACUAUGACUUGCCUACAAAUCGUGAGAACUAUAUUCACAGAAUUGGACGUGGGGGUCGCUUUGGAAGGAAAGGUGUUGCUAUUAACUUUGUUACUGAAGAGGAUAAAAGGAUUCUUCGUGAUAUUGAGACAUUCUACAAUACAACUGUGGAAGAAAUGCCUAUGAAUGUGGCUGACCUGAUUUAAUGAUGGCAUGAGAAUUUGCAUUUGCAGCUGCUGAAUUAUCAGACUACAUGGUGCGUUGUGCUGCUUCACGAGUUGUUGAAUCUCUUCUCCCAUGUGCAAACAGGAUCAGAAAUCCAGCAUUGUGAUAAGUGACUUGAGGAACGCCAUCCUUUUGCAGUGUUGACUGCUGGGGUGGGAAGUUUAAGUCAUGGGGUGUUUAAAUGUAUAUGCCCUUCAGUGUUUUGAACGUUCUGUAGUAGCAUUUCUGUUCGAUAUUCUUUAUCACUUAAUAGUUUACUUAUGGACUAAAAAAUUCAAGUGCUGUGUUAAAUCAGCCAAUUAUGUCAAACUGGCAUAUCUACAACUAUUUUAAAAUGAAGCUUGCCAAUCAACUGGUAAAAUGUAUGUGCACUUUUUUCUAGAGUAAUCUAACUACAUGUAUUUGUAUUUAAUAAAAAGUUUUGAGUUGUGCAAAGAUCUACUUGUGCUAUGAUCUGCACAGUGUUGGCUUCCUAUUAGAUGGUUGCUAAAAAAUACCUUGUGUACAAAUGUGAGAAAUUUGGCAUUAGUUUUGAGGGAAACCAGAUGUUGUAACUGCAUUCCUGUAUUGCAUCUUUAUUUUUGUAAUUGUAGUUCUUUUUUGUUUAUUGUACAUGGGCUGUUCUAAUUUAUGCAAUCUGUCGCUAUCUGUCUUCCUAUUCUAAAUAUUUAUUUUUGUUUUCUCUAGAAAACAACCUACUAGGAGAUUGUACAGACUCUGCUCAGUAGUAAAAUACAGAUCUUUCAACUCUUAAACGAUGUUGAUCUAAGAUGCUUCUGGAGAGAGUUAAUGUAUGAGGAAAAACUACCUGUAAAUUUGCAAUGGUGGUGCAUGUUUGUAUGAUCUGAGCAAUAUAAAAUGCAGCAAGCCUAAGCAAAUGUAUUACAGGCUCAUUCCUGUGGUGUUUUCAAAUAAGAAACACUAUUAUCAGAGUUUUACACUCAAUAAACCUACUUUUAAAUGGGGUUUCUAUAAAAUCCGUAGCUUUAUAUAACUUGGCCAUUAAUCAGUAAGGUUUAAGCCAUGCAUGCACAGGAGUGGUUCAAUAUGCAAUGCUGGCCAGUUAGAAAUUGCAGUAUUCCAGCCCCUGUGAGGCUAACAUUCAUAUUGAAGGGCAAAAAGUUAUAUAAAACAUUAUGUAGGUUUAGAGAAGCAAUUUGAUUUGUGUAUAAUUUCUGCAUUUUCUUUUUUUGUAUGGCUUCCAGAUAAUCAGUGCCCCGGCUGACUUGAACCUACAUUGAAGUCUUUACAACAGUAAUGUUUUGCACCUAUUAAAUUCUGCUGAAUUGCAAUUUGUAAGGUGGAAUUUGAGAAGUUAGCAUGUAAAGCUAUUAAAGUUAAUUUGAACUUGAAAUGUUGACCUCCUUUGUUAGGAGGAACAAAAACUAAAAGAUGGUUGUUUCAAUCUGUCAUUCCUCCUGAAGAGUGUAACUAAUUUCCAACUUCCUUGCUAGUAUUGAGGGAUCUCAAUUUAGACAGCAUAAAGAUUGUGGGCAAUUACUUAGAUUUCUCUUCGGGUAUAUAAAGAUUAUAACAACUGCAGUAUUUUUUUCAGUUUAAGAAUAUGGGUAAAGUAUUAACUAUUUUGUUUGUUAAAUACUUCCAAUAUUCUGCUUUAGUAUCAGAAAUGUGAAAGAACUGACCCACAGCAUAUAGAUUUUCUUGUGUAUGUGGUCUUGAGGCCAAUUGUUUACAUUAGUUUGCAGAGAGGGUGGUAAAUGCAUGGAGCCAAUCUUAAUGGUAGAAAAUCUGAGUUGGUUAAACACUUGUCUGAACAUUUGAUUGAUGUAUCUUGUGGGGUGUGAUGCUUCCUGAGAUGAUCCUGCUGUUUGGGUGGUAGGCUGACAGUACAUAGCAAUCAUUGUUGUGUAGUUCAUGUCACUAUUAUUGCAUUCACUGGUGGGGUGGGGGGGAAAGAGAGAAGAAGGGGUUUCCAUCUUCCAAGUGCUCCCGCUUUAUUCUUCAAUCAUAGUGCUUGGUCUGCUAUUUUAUUUAAUCAUUCCUGCUAGUAGCUACCUUUAGUUUCCUCAUAAUCACAAUAUUGCAGUCUAACACUACACUAACAUUCUACAAGUAGAAUUUUAAAAUCUAUAGGUGAUUAUUAGUAGCCUAUCUUUGGCUUACUUUCUGGUGUGCUCAAAUAAGAAAGCUUUGCUUCCGUUGUGGUUAAGUAGCUGAUGUCUAAAUGGUGGGGGUCUCAAGUAGAGAAUGGAUAUUCAGCUUUUCCAAUGAAUGUAAUUGCCUGUAUGCUAUUUCGCUAUAUUAAAAGACCUAUUUCAUUCUGGUAGACCUUUGGAGAAGUUAGCAUGUAAAGCUAUUAAAGUUAAUUUGAACUUGAAUGUUGACCUCCUUUGUUAGGAGGAACAUUGUCCACUUACUAUACUGUAGGAAUGUUAUGCAAUAAAUUACCUUGAAUUUUGA
This is a messenger RNA of Carcharodon carcharias (great white shark), 3750 nucleotides long. RefSeq names its product eukaryotic initiation factor 4A-II. Gene Ontology annotation, molecular function: translation initiation factor activity; RNA helicase activity; ATP binding. The transcript is spliced from 11 exons. Gene Ontology annotation, cellular component: cytoplasmic stress granule. The record is from RefSeq and is a predicted model, not a curated record. Gene Ontology annotation, biological process: cytoplasmic translational initiation. Bases 87 to 1310 code for a protein of 407 amino acids. NCBI's taxonomy places the organism in Eukaryota, Metazoa, Chordata, Chondrichthyes, Lamniformes, Lamnidae.